Molecule: messenger RNA, 1120 nt
Organism: Peromyscus eremicus (cactus mouse)
Lineage: Eukaryota; Metazoa; Chordata; Mammalia; Rodentia; Cricetidae
Gene: Tmem240
Product: transmembrane protein 240
Exons: 4
Coding region: 45-566 (173 amino acids)
Source: RefSeq, a predicted model, not a curated record
CCGGGGCCGGGGGGAGGUGCUCCGGCCCGGCCCGGCCCCGCCCGAUGUCCAUGAGUGCGAACACCAUGAUCUUCAUGAUUCUGGGGGCGUCGAUCGUGAUGGCCAUCGCGUGCUUGAUGGACAUGAACGCGCUGCUGGACCGAUUCCAUAACUACAUCCUCCCGCACCUGCGGGGCGAGGACCGCGUCUGCCACUGCAACUGUGGCCGGCACCACAUCCACUACGUGAUCCCAUACGACGGGGACCAGUCGGUGGUGGACGCAUCUGAGAACUACUUUGUGACAGACAAUGUGACCAAGCAGGAGAUCGACCUUAUGCUGGGGCUGCUUCUGGGCUUCUGCAUCAGCUGGUUCCUGGUGUGGAUGGAUGGUGUCCUGCACUGUGCUGUGCGCGCCUGGAGGGCUGGUCGGCGCUAUGAUGGCUCGUGGACCUGGCUGCCCAAGCUGUGCAGCCUGCGGGAGCUGGGCCGGCGGCCGCACAGGCCCUUCGAGGAGCCCACAGGGAACAUGGUGCACGUGAAGCAGAAGCUCUACCACAACGGCCACCCCAGCCCACGGCACCUGUGAGUGCACAGGACUCGGGGCUGCUGUGCACAUGUAAAGGGACCUCGUGGACGCUCAGCUGGCAAGACGGGACUGCGGCCUCAGGCCCAGGGUAUGCUGGGCUGUGGCCAGCUGGGUUGUGGCCAGCAGGCAAAUCCAGUGGAAGGUGCUGUCUCUUCUUUUUAUAAAGGGGGUCGGGUGGGGGCUGGGGUUGGGAUGGCCAUUGGGCUUCAGGGACAGCAACCUGGUUUCCACAGUGAGCAGGACACAAAGGCAGGCUUUUAGAGGUGCUGGGGCCAAGGGUGGUGGGUUCACAAUGGGGACAGACAUGGCCUGGGUCACGCUAGCCUAAGGCCACAUCUUAUUGAAAGCCACUGUUUCCUGUGCACCUGUUGUCCAUCCGUCCGUCUGGAGGGGAGGGAUGUGUCAGGGCCUGCGCCCAUCUGCACACGGGAGCAUGUGCAUGGGGCGUGUGCGACUGGAGGACUGGAGGGUGGGACUGGAAGGGCGGGCCCCCAGCAGCAAUAAAGAUGUGAUGGCCCCAGGUGUCCCAGCCCUCACUGUGAAGCCCACCCUGC